AUAGUCUUCACACCGUAGUUGUAGCUCACUACCUAUUGCACGAAUGUGAAUAAGGUUGCUGAGUGGAUUUCAAUUCGAUUCGAUGCAAUGAAAUUCACUGUAGAAAUAGAAAAUGAAUUCGGUGAACUACUUGUGUUAGACUGUAAGAUCAGACAAAUAAUGGAUAAAAGUCUAUCAAAUAGAGUAUGUAAUUUAACAACAGAUGACCUGAAGACCAGAACCGAGAAAUGAAUAUUUUGUGUUGAUAAAUAACCACUACUUGGUAUAGUUCAUCAAUAAUAAUAUUGGAAAAAAACGGGAAAUCAAGAGAAUUAGAUUGAGAAAAAGAACUCAUAGUUGGACAAUUUCUACCAUAUAAAAGAGGUAUGUUGGAGGUAAUGAGAGGAAAACCAACGGAUGCCGUCAGAAAUAAAUGAAACUAGCUCAAGGAUCCAGUUAACAGGUUCGACAAAGAAUACUACAUGCUAACUAUUCUGUUAGAUAUGUGAGUCAAAGUGAAUACCGAAGACUAGCCCAGAGUUAGCAUGCAACGAUGCAGAGUUGGAAAAGAAAUAAGUGAUAGAAUCCCACGAAUGGAGUGAAGACCGUGCUAUCGAUUAAAACACUGCCAACAAACUCACUAAAAUCCAGUGUAAGUAGGUGAAGAGAAAACUGAAUAACCGGAUUUAUAUUCAUACAUUUCACACCAAAUCCAGUAGAGGUGACCCAACUCAAUAUGGAACAUUUUAUUGAAUAACAAAGCAAAACAUAUUAAAUCUUUCAAUUUAGACGUUUGUGGGGAUUUAUUUAUUGAUUUCAGGUUGGUAUUCAUCAUGGAUUCAUAUCAGUUAAAGAGACAUUGGAAACCUGCAAGCACUGGACAGCUGUUUCGUCCUAUUAUGGGAUUCCUCCGCAGUGCGUAUCCACGACCCCCCUACGGAUCAAACCCAGGACCUCCAGGUCCCACGGCCACACGUUACCAUUGAGCUACUGGGUCGGAAUACAAUAAUUCAUAUUUUCUACUUCUGUCAGUUCACGAUAUAGUGGGACCUCCAUCCAAGGUCCAAGAUUCGAUUCCUGGCGGGGUCAUGUGUGCACACUGCUAAGGAGUCCCGUACUAAGACGAAACAGCUACCCACUACUCCUAGGUUUCUAAUGUUUUUACAAUUGAUGUCAGUCCAUGAUGAAUGCUAACCUGAAAUCAAUGUAUGAAAUCUAUUAAUUAGUAUUUGACCAACAUUCCAAUCAUUGGUGUUCUUAGGAGAAUUAAUUUUCCUUCAAAUAUUAUCAUUGGGUACCAGGAUUCAUUUCAAACUUGUUUAUAAAAGAUUGGUUCAUUUCACAAUGCAUCAACUCUUCAUGAGUGUAAUUAAUCACGUUUAUACGGGAGCUAGAAUGCCAAUUUAUGAAAUGAUUCGUCAAGAUAUCUUCCAUUUACCACCUGCAAGCCAUUUUACUGUAAAAUCAACUAAGGAUGGUCAUUUAGAACAAACCGAUACUGAACCACUUCAUGAGAAAAAAUUCGAUUUCAUGAUUCGAGCAGCGUUAACUGGUGUUAUAGCUGGGUCUGUCGCACAGUUCUUAGCCAGUCCAAUUGAUCUUAUCAAGGUUCGACUACAAACAGAACGACGGUGGUUGUCAGAAACCCAUUUAAAUGGUUCGAAAUCUGCUAAGCCUACUGAAAUACCUGUUAGUUACAAACGAUUAAGUCUUAUACGUACAACUAAACAACUUAUUUCUGAGAGUGGAAUUAUUGGAUUAUGGCGUGGAGGUUUACCAAAUGUACAACGUGCAGCGCUUGUCAAUAUGGGUGAACUGACUACUUAUGAUACGGCUAAGCGCUGGUAUGCUUUACGUUUUCGUUUAGAAGAUGGUCCAUUUCUUCACAUUUGUGCAUCUGUUACUUCUGGAUUUGUAGCUGCAGUUCUUGGUACCCCAGCUGAUCUGAUUAAAACACGUAUAAUGAACCAACGCUCACCACCAUCAUCGACAAACGGUGGUGGUCCGUUAUACAAGGGAAUAAUUGACUGCUUUUGUAAAGUUGUCAAAACGGAAGGAUUUCCUGCUUUAUAUAAGGGCUUUCUCCUCAUUUGGGCUCGUAUGGCACCAUGGUCGUUAACAUUUUGGCUAACAUACGAGAAAAUUCGAUGCUUGGCAGGAGUUAGCGGCUUUUAAACACACUCCACUAAAUUUUUGUAUCAUACUUUUCUAAGAUUCUACUUGCAGUUAAUGGACAUUUAUACAACUUCACUCACAGAUGAAGCCCAAUUUCUAAAAAUAAACCAAAAGUUAUCCCAAUUUCCUUCAUUGUCUUUAGUCUAUAGAAUAGUCUGUAAUUAUCGUGUUAUUUAGAGUCUUUCAGUUUGCUUUUGUAAAAUAAUGAAAAUUAUACUCAUUAUUAUUACUAUGAUCAUCAUAGAAUGAAUUAAUAAUUUUCUUCUGCAAUAAUAUAUUGAGAUUAUGUUUUGUAGCUGUUGUGUUCUGAUAUCCUGCUGCCCUGUCCCACAUACUUAUACUUGAUUAUCACGAAACUUUAAGUUUUUUGAGACUGAAGAGGUGAAAAAUAAACACUGGUGCAGAAUAUCAUGAAUUCAAUUUAUUAUGUCACAUUUCAUCAGUUGUGUACAUCUUAUAAUAAUCAAAGCUUAUAUUGUAGUGGAAAUUUUUUUUCCAUAAGUUUAAAGUCAGUUGGUGAGUAGAGUCACAUAUUGUAGUGAGGUGAAAAAUUGUGAAGAAUAAAUUGAAA
Molecule: messenger RNA, 2725 nt
Organism: Heterobilharzia americana
Lineage: Eukaryota; Metazoa; Platyhelminthes; Trematoda; Strigeidida; Schistosomatidae
Source: the annotation of a GenBank genome assembly